AUGCCGUCCAGCGAUCGCGGCGAUGAGCUCAACGAGCAGGAAGUGCCACUCAUGGCUGGCAGCAGUAGCGGUAGUGCCAGCGAACGCAGGAGAAGAACGGCUGGCAGCAGUCCUGCGAGUGUAUUGGAGAUGUCCAAUGGUAGAAGGAAACCGCUCAAGGCCACUGAGAAGAUGUGGGUCAUCGCUACGGUCACCUUGAUCACAUUCCUUGGUUACUCGUCCCAAUUCUUCGUCCUCAUUCCCUACUGGAUGGCUCUGCCAAAUGUUCAGUGGUCGACGAUGCUCCUCUGCCUGAUCCCCCUGAACCUGGGACUGGCUGCCACCUACUACAAUUACUACCUCGUAGUCUUCACAGAUCCGGGCAGCGUCCCUACCAGCUGGGAGCCAGACUGGGACAGUAUAGGUGGCGUCGAGGUAAAAGCAUCGACUGGUGGACCGCGCUACUGCAAGGUGUGCAAGAGCUAUAAGCCGCCGAGAGCCCACCACUGUAGGCAAUGCAAGCGCUGUGUUCUCAGAAUGGACCACCACUGUCCCUGGGUGGCAAAUUGCAUCGGUCACCACAAUUACGGUCAUUUCCUGCGCUUCCUCUACUCCGUCGACGUGACCAUCUCGAUACAAGUAGCUCUCCUUGCGCUCAGAGUCGCAGACUGGUGGAGCCCAAUGAUCCUGUGGAGGGAGCCAUCGACAAAGGACAUGGUGCUCUUGAUCCUCAACUUUGCUCAGGGUGUACCUGUGCUGUUGAUGGUUGGCAUCUUCUCACUCUACCAUACGUAUGCUCUUUGUACCAAUACAACGACCAUUGAGAGCUGGGAGAAGGAUAAGGUGGCCACGCUGGUCAGGCGGGGAAAGAUUGAAGCUUACAAAUAUCCUUAUGAUCUCGGUUUCAAGCGCAAUAUCGAAUCCAUCCUGGGACCGCGGAUGUUCCUCUGGUGCUGGCCAGGUCAGCCCCCAAUGGGCAACGGGCUAGAAUACGCCCUCGGCGAAGGUCACGGUGCGUCUCGCUCUUCUCGACUCGAUGAUGCUGCUAUCGGUCGCGGAGGUGCAGGCCAGGCAGGCAACGGAAGCCGAACAUCAGCCUCCCGUCUGCUCCGUGGGGAGCACCCAAACGUCGAGGCGAUGCUCAGGACCGUCGCUGCUGACUAUCCAUAUCAAUUCUUCUGGCCUCCAAAAGACCAGAAGAGACCUCAACGGUCACGAGGUCAGCGGAACUCCUCUGGCCACGGUCUCGCAGCAAGGUACGAUGCGGCUGGCGCUUUCACCUAUGGACACGACUCGUUCAAUCCGGCAUUGCGGCCGAGCAAUGGGCGACUGAAAGCGGCGAGGACUCGUGGUGAGGCUGGUGCCUAUGAAUCCGACGAUGCCCACAACCAAGGCGGACUCAGGAAGAGAGUCUCCCCCGACGAAGCAUCUCAGAGCGACCCUCAUAUGCAACGGCCCCACACCCGUGGUCCUCCUCCAGGACUCGUCUUUGACGACGAGGCAGACGGAACGGGAGCCAGUCAUGUCUCUCCUUAUCACCCGCACUACCGUCGGCCCCGCUCCGACUCCAUGUCCGCCGAGUCUGUCUCCUCGGCAGAAGAAGCAGGCGUAGUUGACGCUGGCUGUUUCCCACCCGGCACCAUCCCCGGCAGUGGCAAGCGACCAGGAGACAAACGGCAGGAGCGCGAGGAAGCUGAAGGCGAAGAAGAGUGGAUCGAUGAGGAAGGUGAGGAGGAGGUAGAGGAGCACGAGGUCCUCGAAGCCAAAGAAGCCCGUCGCUGGGGUUUCAGGAGCGGAGAAAUCUUCCCACGCCUCUUUGCAGAGGAUUCAGCCUCGGAAGAUUCCCAGUCUGAUUCUGGUGGAUCAGAAGGGGAUGGCGCCUCCACGGACGAGGAGGAGCAAUACCGUCUUCAGCAGCAGCAACAACAGCGUCUCGCCAGUGGAUCCCAGCCUGGCGAAGGCAUCGCGGGAGGUCGUAUUCCUCAGCUGAGAAGUCGAGUCCGCCGCGGUUCAGAGGGGUACGAGGUGCGCCCGAUGAUGUACGACCAUGCCUAUGCUCGUCAGCGGGAAGACGAAGAGCAACGGUUGCGCGAGUACCUCAUGCGCGAGAGGGAGAGGUUGGGCACUGGUGUUAGAGAUUGGAGAGAAUGGCAUGUAGAGGGGACCGCUCCGGGAGAAGAGGAGAUUGAGAUGAGCCCUGCGGGGGGAGGGGCUGCAGCGGGGUCAGUGGGAGGAGCGGGCAGGCCACUUUUGCCGAGCGAGAUCAUGGCGAGGAGAGCUCAAGAGGUCGUCGUUGAUCCCGGUUGGGCAAAGUUUGACCCUGAUGAGGUACAGGAAGGUGAAGAAGACGGUGAUGAUUAUGGCGAUUAUGGCGCUCGGCCAGAAGAUCGAAGGUGA
Messenger RNA from Microstroma glucosiphilum, 2376 nucleotides. RefSeq lists its product as hypothetical. Gene Ontology annotation, molecular function: protein-cysteine S-palmitoyltransferase activity. Gene Ontology annotation, cellular component: endoplasmic reticulum membrane. The transcript is spliced from 4 exons. Bases 1 to 2376 code for a protein of 791 amino acids. Lineage: Eukaryota; Fungi; Basidiomycota; Exobasidiomycetes; Microstromatales; Microstromataceae. The record is from RefSeq and is a predicted model, not a curated record.